AUGGCGCCGGAGACUUCACUGAGUCGUGACUUCAACAUCUUCCGAAGAUGCGUCCAGUGCCCUUCGGAAGGACCGAGUUGUCCCACCUGCCCGAACGGCGAAACGUGUCAAUUGAUAUCGAAAACCUGCGACAACUGUGCGUACACAACAUGCAUCAAGGUUGGUGCACUACCUGGUCAAAUACCUGAGCCCAGCUCAAGCACGCCAGUGGCGCCGAUUGCGGGCGGUGUGGUGGGUGGUAUCGCAGGUCUCGCAGUGAUCGUUUUUGUUAUAUGGUGGUUCUGGCUUCGGCCCAAGAAGAAAGCAGGUAUCGUCUGGGCAGAUGAAAAGCGUGCUACGCUCCGCGACAAUCAGUCCACUGCGGCCUCCCGUCGGUCUGUCGCUUCGACAGUGAUGACGAGGGCUUCCAACGUCAUCCAGAUCGCAUACAUCCCGGGCGUGACUGUCCGGUCGCCGCCCGAAUCUCCUGGCUUUCCUCCACCCGUGCCACUAUUACCGGGCAGUGCUCCUGGCCCCAACGGGACUGUCAUUGGACCCGAACAACAUUUUUUCAUGCCUAGCGAUCUGCGAGGCUCUACAUACUCCGAUGCCACUACUGUCGACAAGCGUAUCAGUCUGUCACCCAGCUUAGCUCGAACUACUUUCUAUGGUGGCGAGACUGAGGAGGUCCCGCCCGUCCCGGCUCAGCAAGCGUUCCGCGCUCAAGCGAACAUGGUCAGUGUGAAGUCCGGCAACAACACUCCAGCACUAUCACAAGGCACUCCUCGCAUAGUCCAACAAAAGCCUAGCAUGGCAGGCAGCUCUAUAGUUGCCAAGACGGCGGUCGCGCGCCCUAUUGAAAUCAAGAAGCAGGGCUCUGCACCUCGCGUACCGACUCUGGCCAACCUUGCCAAGCAGCAAUCGUCGAAAGCCACGUCGAUCUCAGUAUCAGAGAAGAGUGUACCUUUGUACUUUGACGAGAAGGAGCUGGCAUCACCGAUUGAGAGCGAGAAAGAAGUGGUCUCACCCGAAGACUCUCACUUCGUGUCACCAAAACCGUCGUUUGCAACCAGCAAUCAUCGAUCAUCGUCUGUCAGCGGCAUCUCCCGUAUCAUGCCCACAGACGGUCCUCUCAGCAGCAGCAGCAACAACACACACCGCCAUAGCAAGAGCGAGGGCUUGAACGCCAUGAUCGAACAAGCCUUGAAGGAUGCAGCUGGGUCGGCAAUCAAGCGGCCCCAGCUCAAGAGCCAGGAAUCGAGUCCGUUUUCUGAUGCGCAUGAAAUUGACUCGAAGGAGAACACUCCGCAAUCAUGA
This is a messenger RNA of Cyphellophora attinorum, 1296 nucleotides long. RefSeq lists its product as uncharacterized. Bases 1 to 1296 code for a protein of 431 amino acids. The transcript is spliced from 2 exons. NCBI's taxonomy places the organism in Eukaryota, Fungi, Ascomycota, Eurotiomycetes, Chaetothyriales, Cyphellophoraceae. The record is from RefSeq and is a predicted model, not a curated record.